Molecule: messenger RNA, 2176 nt
Organism: Neofelis nebulosa (Clouded leopard)
Lineage: Eukaryota; Metazoa; Chordata; Mammalia; Carnivora; Felidae
Gene: GABRA3
Product: gamma-aminobutyric acid type A receptor subunit alpha3
Exons: 11
Coding region: 207-1685 (492 amino acids)
Biological process (GO): monoatomic ion transmembrane transport; nervous system process; regulation of postsynaptic membrane potential
Cellular component (GO): synapse; neuron projection; postsynapse
Molecular function (GO): benzodiazepine receptor activity; inhibitory extracellular ligand-gated monoatomic ion channel activity; transmitter-gated monoatomic ion channel activity involved in regulation of postsynaptic membrane potential
Source: RefSeq, a predicted model, not a curated record
AGGAAGCCGAGCUCCGUGAGGACUCAACCUCCAACUUGUUUCAAUUCAUUCAUUCUUCUCUUCUCUCCGCUUCGGGGAAGUGAUUGUGGCGCUUGCUGUUUCUCAUUGCUGGAAUUGAGAAAGAGGGAGAAUACCAUGCAGCCCUUUUCUCCAUCUCCCUAUUACCUUUCGCAGAUGCAAGUCUCUCCAAGUUGGUGGCUAAGAAGAUGAUAGUUACACAAAUGAGUCACUUCUACACAAGCAGCCUUGGGCUUCUUUUCCUGAUUAAUACUUUUCCUGGAACAACUGGCCAAGGGGAAUCAAGACGACAAGAACCUGGGGACUUUGUGAAGCAGGAUAUUGGCGGGCUCUCUCCUAAGCACGCCCCAGAUAUUCCUGAUGACAGCACUGACAACAUCACUAUAUUUACCAGAAUCUUAGAUCGUCUUCUAGAUGGCUAUGACAACCGGCUGCGACCUGGUCUUGGAGAUGCAGUAACUGAAGUGAAGACUGACAUCUAUGUAACCAGUUUUGGCCCUGUGUCGGACACUGACAUGGAGUACACCAUUGAUGUAUUUUUUCGACAGACAUGGCAUGAUGAAAGACUUAAAUUUGAUGGACCCAUGAAGAUCCUUCCCCUGAACAAUCUCCUGGCUAGUAAGAUCUGGACACCUGACACCUUCUUUCACAAUGGCAAGAAAUCAGUAGCCCAUAACAUGACCACACCUAACAAGCUGCUCAGACUGGUGGACAAUGGAACGCUCCUCUACACAAUGAGAUUAACAAUUCAUGCUGAGUGCCCCAUGCAUUUGGAAGAUUUUCCUAUGGAUGUACAUGCCUGCCCACUGAAGUUUGGAAGCUAUGCCUAUACAACAGCUGAAGUGGUUUAUUCAUGGACUCUUGGGAAGAACAAAUCUGUGGAAGUAGCACAGGAUGGCUCCCGCCUGAAUCAGUACGACCUGCUGGGCCAUGUUGUUGGGACGGAGAUAAUCCGGUCUAGUACAGGAGAAUAUGUCGUCAUGACAACCCACUUCCAUCUCAAGCGAAAAAUUGGCUACUUUGUGAUCCAGACCUACUUGCCAUGUAUCAUGACUGUCAUUCUGUCACAAGUGUCUUUCUGGCUCAACAGAGAGUCUGUCCCUGCCCGCACGGUCUUUGGUGUCACCACUGUUCUCACCAUGACCACCUUGAGUAUCAGUGCCAGAAACUCCUUACCUAAAGUGGCAUACGCGACGGCCAUGGAUUGGUUCAUAGCCGUCUGUUAUGCCUUUGUAUUUUCUGCGCUGAUUGAAUUUGCCACUGUUAACUACUUCACCAAGCGGAGUUGGGCUUGGGAAGGCAAGAAGGUGCCAGAGGCCCUGGAGAUGAAGAAGAAAACACCAGCAGCCCCAACAAAGAAAACCAGCACCACCUUCAACAUCGUGGGAACCACCUAUCCCAUCAACCUGGCCAAGGACACUGAGUUCUCCACCAUCUCCAAGGGCGCUGCUCCCAGUGCCUCCUCAACCCCGACAAUUAUUGCUUCACCCAAGACCACCUACGUGCAGGACAUCCCAACUGAGACCAAGACCUACAACAGUGUCAGCAAGGUUGACAAAAUUUCCCGCAUCAUCUUUCCUGUGCUCUUUGCCAUUUUUAAUCUAGUCUAUUGGGCCACCUAUGUCAACAGGGAGUCAGCUAUCAAGGGCAUGAUCCGCAAACAAUAGAUAGUGGUGAUGCAGCAACCAGAGCACUGUAUACCCUAGGAAGCAUCCAGGCACCCGAACCCCAGGGCUCCCUUUUCUGUGUUUCAGGACUCUUCUUUUUAACUCUCUACCAAACUGUGACUCUCUCAAUUCAUAUUUAUGAGUCUCAAUGAAAAAAUAAUAACAGAAAAAUUACUUGCCCCUUUGACAUUGCUGAGUAUACCCUCAUCAGAGCCAAACACUGCCAUUUGUUCAGUUGCUCACCUUAGUCUGCCAGUCUCCCCCAGCUGAGGGCACUGCAUGUAUUUUAUUGCACUCUGCCCACUGCAGAAAGAACAGUAGACUCUAUUACCUGUAGUGGGAGCCUUGGCUAUUUGCGUGGUCCAGACCAAAGAAGAUUGUUGACUGGUCCAGAUCAUAUGAUUCUAACUCCUGAGGGAGCCAGACUAUCCCAUGUGGCCCUGGUCUGCCACUUCCCUUGCCUACACCACGGCCCACUAGGUAUAAGUACU